AAGAGCAUCACUAAUUUGGUAAUUGUGAGAAUAUAUUUGUGCACAUGACUAGGCAGAUAAAACUUAAUAAAAUAAAGGCUUCUUUCCAAAUGAGCCCUGACUUACAUGCAAAAACAGUGGUAGCAGAGACUUUGAAGUUUUCCUGGUUCUGGGGUAGAGUCCUACUGAGGGUAGCAGGGUCUAAAUCUGCUGUGCUGACUUAAUAAAACCACUGUUUAUUCUCUUUUGAAAAGCUACACACUUGUUUUGCCUUUGUUUCUUGCCGUUUGUCUGAAGAAGAGACUCAUCUUAAAACCCAACACUUGCAUUCUAUGAGAUUACAACAAGAUGGAUAUACCAAAUCCCCCAACUUCCAAAUGUAUCACUUACUGGAAAAGAAAAGUGAAAUCUGAAUAUAUGAGACUUCGACAACUUAAACGGCUUCAGGCAAAUAUGGGUGCAAAGGCUCUGUAUGUGGCAAAUUUUGCAAAGGUUCAAGAAAAAACCCAGAUCCUCAAUGAAGAAUGGAAGAAGCUUCGUGUCCAACCUGUACAAUCGAUGAAGCCUGUGAAUGGGCAUCCUUUUCACAAAAAGUGUACGAUAGAGAGCAUUUUUCCGGGAUUUGCAAGCCAACAUAUGUUAAUGAGGUCUCUGAACACAGUUGCAUUGGUUCCUAUCAUGUAUUCCUGGUCCCCUCUCCAACAGAACUUCAUGGUAGAAGAUGAGACAGUUUUGUGCAAUAUUCCCUACAUGGGAGAUGAGGUGAAGGAAGAAGAUGAGACUUUUAUUGAAGAGCUGAUCAAUAAUUACGAUGGGAAAGUCCACGGUGAAGAAGAGAUGAUCCCUGGAUCUGUCCUGAUUAGUGAUGCUGUUUUCCUGGAGUUGGUAGAUGCCCUGAAUCAGUACUCAGAUGAGGAGGAGGAAGGGCACAAUGAUAGCACAGAUGGAAAGCAGGAUGACAGCAAAGAAGAUCUGCCAGUAACAAGGAAGAGAAAACGACAUGCUAUUGAAGGCAACAAAAAGAGUUCCAAGAAACAAUUCCCAAAUGACAUGAUCUUCAGUGCAAUUGCCUCUAUGUUCCCUGAGAAUGGUGUCCCGGAUGACAUGAAGGAGAGGUAUCGAGAACUAACAGAGAUGUCAGACCCCAAUGCACUUCCACCUCAGUGCACACCCAACAUCGAUGGUCCCAAUGCCAAGUCUGUGCAGCGGGAACAAUCUCUCCACUCCUUCCACACACUUUUUUGCCGGCGCUGCUUUAAAUAUGACUGCUUCCUUCACCCUUUUCAUGCCACCCCUAAUGUAUAUAAACGUAAGAACAAAGAAAUCAAGAUUGAACCAGAACCAUGUGGCACAGACUGCUUCCUUUUGCUGGAGGGAGCAAAGGAGUACGCCAUGCUCCACAACCCCCGUUCCAAGUGCUCUGGUCGUCGCCGGAGAAGACACCACGUGGUCAGUGCUUCCUGCUCCAACACUUCAGCCUCUGCUGUGGCUGAGACUAAAGAAGGGGACAGUGACAGGGACACAGGCAAUGACUGGGCCUCCAGUUCUUCAGAGGCUAACUCUCGCUGUCAGACACCCACAAAACAGAAGUCUAGUCCAGCCCCACCUCAGCUCUGUGUAGUAGAGGCCCCAUCAGAGCCUGUGGAGUGGACAGGGGCUGAAGAAUCUCUUUUUCGAGUCUUCCAUGGCACCUACUUCAACAACUUCUGUUCAAUAGCCAGGCUUCUGGGAACUAAGACAUGCAAGCAGGUCUUUCAGUUUGCAGUCAAAGAAUCACUUAUCCUGAAGCUGCCAACAGAUGAACUCAUGAACCCCUCACAGAAGAAGAAAAGGAAGCACAGGUUGUGGGCUGCACACUGCAGGAAAAUUCAGCUGAAGAAAGAUAACUCUUCCACACAAGUGUACAACUACCAACCCUGCGAUCACCCAGACCGCCCCUGUGACAGCACCUGCCCCUGCAUCAUGACUCAGAAUUUCUGUGAGAAGUUCUGCCAGUGCAACCCAGACUGCCAGAAUCGUUUCCCUGGCUGUCGCUGUAAGACUCAGUGCAAUACUAAGCAGUGUCCAUGCUAUCUAGCCGUGCGAGAGUGUGACCCCGACUUGUGUCUCACCUGUGGGGCCUCAGAGCACUGGGACUGCAAGGUGGUUUCCUGUAAAAACUGCAGCAUCCAGCGUGGCCUCAAGAAGCACCUGCUCCUGGCCCCCUCAGAUGUGGCCGGAUGGGGCACCUUCAUUAAAGAAUCUGUGCAGAAAAACGAAUUCAUUUCUGAAUAUUGUGGUGAGCUCAUCUCUCAGGAUGAGGCUGAUCGACGAGGAAAGGUCUAUGACAAAUACAUGUCCAGCUUUCUCUUCAACCUCAACAAUGAUUUUGUAGUGGAUGCUACUCGGAAAGGAAACAAAAUUCGAUUUGCAAACCAUUCAGUGAAUCCCAACUGUUAUGCCAAAGUGGUCAUGGUAAAUGGAGAUCAUCGGAUUGGGAUCUUUGCCAAGAGGGCAAUUCAAGCUGGCGAAGAGCUCUUCUUUGAUUACAGGUACAGCCAAGCUGAUGCCCUCAAGUAUGUGGGGAUCGAGAGGGAGACCGAUGUCUUUUAGCCCUCCAGACCCACACCAGCGCUUACGGUAGCGGCACUGUCUUGGCUUUCAUGCUUACAACACUGCUGCUCAAAAAUCCUGCACUGUGUCUCCCACACCAAGAAACCCCCCACCCAUGCCCUCUAUAGUGAGGCCUCUGCUUUGUCAGUGGGCACAAGACUGUCUUAGUGAGAGGGGAGACAGGCAGCAAGGCCUUGGUCUCCCUGGGGAGAGAGUUGCAGAGGUGGGAGACUGCGUCUGCAUCUCAGAGGAAGUGAGCACAGGCUGGGGUGGGUGACUUAGGUAUGACUUUGUGUCAGCUCCCCAGGCUGUGGGCCUCAGGACUCCACUUAGGCAAUUCCUAACAAGUGUUAGCCUGUAAUUUUAGCUUUUCCAAUCAAGGGUCCUUAUGUAAUCGGAGGGUGUCAGGCUUAUCUCUAUGAUCCUAAAACCUAGAGGGGACAGGCUGAGUGAAAUGUGGCCCCUGGACCCUAUAGGUGAUCUGAGUCAGAGGCAAGCCUGGUACGCUGCACAGAUGAACUCAGAGGGAGAUGGGUCACCUUACCAUCUCUUCCCUCGGGGCAGGGUUCACACUGAAAGAGCAUGGGUUCUAAGUGCAGAUGUUCAAGGCCAGGGGGAGAAAAGCUACGUGGCAUCCUUGCAUGGCCAGAGAAAGAGAACCAGCCUGAUGACAGUAAACUGCUAAACCUGGGCCCAGGAAGCCUUGAGAAAGCCUUCUCGGUGUGCUCUGAAGAGAUGGGUUAAGUGUUGUCAGAGUCCUGGGAACAGGUGUCAGCACUCUUGCUCCUGCCAAAGCUCUGGGUAAGUGGCUGCAGGUGGACAUUAGGCUGCCACUGAUGAAGUGUCAGAAGGUGUAUCUGGCAAAGUGUGAGCACCUGGGCAAGGUGCAAGCCUGGCAAGAUGUGAGCCUGGCAAAGUGUGAACACCUGGGCAAAGUAUGAGCCUGGCAAGGUGUGAGCACCUUGAUUUGCUUGAUUUGUAGUUUUUCCCAGGCCUUCCAUUCUCCAUAGAGGGUAGGCCUAAGGGCUUGUGUUGCUUAUCUCUUUAAGGUAGGUAGGCACAGGCCUGGACUAGAGAGGGUAAAGGUCAUUGGUGUGAUCUACUUUCCUGUCUGUAGCACCUGCUGUUUGGAAAGGGUGAUUUAGCAAUAUGUGUUUGGAGAUGGGUGAGGGGCUAAAUUGCACACAUUUAGGAUGGCAUCACAUGUGCAGGGCACACUGGUAGAGAGUACUUAAAGAAGCAGGCAGAACACCUGUCCCAUCUGUGGUGCCAUCUCUCUGGGAUUCAUGCAGAGCAAAGCACUUUACUAUUUCUUUUAGAAUAGAAGGUCUAUAUAUUGGGGUGGAAUUUGUGCUAAAGUCUCCCAAGGUCCCUGCUCCUGAGGGAAGGAGAAGAAGGGGUGGAAGAUUCUCCUCCAGUCUUGCCUUAUCUCCUGGAGGAGGCAGAAGGAGCUAGCUUGACAUAGAAGAAAUUAACAAGAAUGGGGCCAACAAGAGCUGCUGCCCUGUGUCCGGGGCCCGUAUGCUGAGCUGACAGGGAACAAGGAGCAUUUUGCUGGAUGGGAAGGACUCAGGCAGGUACAGACCAGCCUAGGGAGUAUCAUAAUAGUGAACAGAUGUCUCCCUUCUGGGGAGUCUGAGCCUCUCUUCCCCAGUCUCCUCUGGCCAUUUCCUUCCUCCCAUCCUGCUGAGUGUCUCAUGAAGGAAGAAAUAGGGUUCCCUGUGGCCCAGCUGUCUCUAAGGGAUUUGCGUGGGACGUGCACACACACACUCACAUAUUCUCACUCGCCAUACUGGUGGGCACACAUGCACCCUGCACCCAGCACCUGCCCAGCCAACUCCUGACAGAAGCCUUCUCCCUCCCAAUGGGGCCAGCACCCAGCUUGAUUCUGAAAUCUACAUCUGCUGUGUUCAUUGUGUGUAUCAGGGAGACCCUCAAGCUGGACUGGGGGCUCUGAAUUACUCAUAAAUUAUAGGGGGAAACUGGAGACAGAUGAAGCGAAGGAUUAGUCCCAUCUGAAGUGCCAGGGGCUGUCUGUGAGGAGUAGGUGAAAAGUUGUUUUUUUUUUUGUUCCAUCCUUUGAGAGGCUGGACUGACUCCAUGCUCCCCUCAGCGAGCAGAAUCACUGUGGUCAAGCCCUCUUUUCCCAUUUUCAGACCACUAAUCCUUCUGUUCCUCCCAUCCUUUGUCCCUGCUGUCCCCCACCUUUAAUGACGGGUCUCAACCCCUCCCCCCACAGGUAAUGAUGGAUGGAGCAAGGUGGUGGGGCUUGAGGGAGGCUGGUAUUAUGUGCGGCUUUAUUGCCAGUGAAUUUCACGCACUUUAAAGUCUUGUGGCUUGUGAACCUCUUAUCUGAAUAAAGUGUUAGAAUCCA
Molecule: messenger RNA, 4945 nt
Organism: Otolemur garnettii (small-eared galago)
Lineage: Eukaryota; Metazoa; Chordata; Mammalia; Primates; Galagidae
Gene: EZH1
Product: enhancer of zeste 1 polycomb repressive complex 2 subunit
Exons: 20
Coding region: 328-2571 (747 amino acids)
Biological process (GO): chromatin remodeling
Molecular function (GO): histone H3K27 methyltransferase activity; protein binding
Source: RefSeq, a predicted model, not a curated record